GCCUCGCCGCUCGCGCUGGCGUCAGGGCAGAAUUUGAAACCGCGGAGCCGGUGGACGGAGAGGCGAAUCUACGCAUCGAAACCGAUUUACCUCAGCAUGGACUAGUUAGCCGGACGAGCGCGCUUACUCCACGUUCAGCGUCUUUCAGAGUUUGUUAGGUAGUUUGUCCGCUGUUGUUCCUGAGAGAAUAGGAAGACGGUGUCCGUUCUAAACUUUAGUGGAGUGAUUUUGUCCUGCGUGAAAUACAGCGCUGUCUGUCGGUCGGUCGCUGUGCAGUUUUAACAAAAUGAGGCGAAUCUCUUUUUUCGUUAGCCUAAAUGAAGGACAUAGUUUAGUUUCGGAGUUGGAGUUUUGUUAGCGGUAUCUUUCAAAGCUAAAUGAGCUAAUCUGCGCUAGCUGGACGCUCUUAGCAUCGGUUAUCUUGUUCAAACUCGACUGAACUCAUUCAGCUGAAGCAAAUUCAUUUAUUGUCAACUCUUUCUGAAUAACCGCGAACUAAACGCUCUUUUCUCCGUUGGCUGCGUGAACACCGCGAAGAGGCCGUUGGCACUGGGUGUUUUUUUUUCUUUCCUGGUUGUGAGUCUGAUCAUGAGCAGAGUGCUGGUUAAGUGAUAAUAAGCGGUCUGCAGAUUGACUGGACACUAGCUGGAGGUGAUGGCCCGGAGGAGGCUGGACAGUCGCAGUGGGUCCUCGGCUCUGCUGUCAGAGAUCCACACUCACAUCCACACGGAUCCCCUGGACGCCGUGUUUGACAUGAGCAACGAACUGGGCAGGGGGAAGUUUGCAGUGGUGAAGAGAUGUGCUGAAAAGGCCACAGGGAAAGUCUUCGCUGCAAAGUUCAUCAAGAAGCGGCGGCGAGGUCGCGACUGCAGGGCAGAGGUCAUUCAUGAGAUCGCCGUUUUAGAGGCGGCGAAGAACAACCCUCGUGUGGUGAACCUGCACUCUGUAUACGAGACCGAUCAUGACCUCGUUCUAAUGCUGGAAUAUGCGGCGGGUGGUGAGAUAUUUGACCACUGUGUGUCUGAGGAGCUGCUGCCAGAAAGUCAGAUCACCCGUCUGAUCCGACAGAUGCUUGAGGGUAUUCACCUACUGCACCAGAGCAGCGUGGUCCACCUGGACUUGAAGCCCCAGAAUAUUCUCCUGACGUGUCUGAGCCCAAUGGGGGAUAUAAAGAUAGUGGAUUUUGGCUUGGCCCGCAGGUUGGGCUCUUCUGGGGAGCUCAGAGAGAUUCUGGGAACCCCCGAGUACGUAGCCCCUGAGAUCUUGAACUAUGAACCAAUCACCACAGCAACAGACCUCUGGAGUGUGGGAGUGAUUGCCUAUAUGCUGGUGACAGGAGAGUCUCCCUUCGCUGGCGAGGAUAAACAGGAGACCUUUCUAAAUGUAUCCCAGGUGAACGUGGACUACAGCAGAGAGGCUUUCUCAAGGGUGUCUGAACUGGCUGUCGACUUCAUCCGGAAACUGCUGGUCAAAGCACCAGAGGACCGUCCCAGUGCGGCCGAUUGCAUGACCCAUCCCUGGCUGUGGCUUCAUUGUACAGGUUCUGAUCCGAUCCCCGUGACCCCACGCACUCCCCGGGAAAGGAGUUUCGGCGGGAAGUGGUCCGCGCCACCCGAGGAUCCCGAGGACAAAGAAAACAUUCUGGACUCGCCGCACUCCAAGAGGUUUCGUUUUGAGGAGGACAUGUCAGCCGCAGGCGACGGUGACCACUUGUGCUGAUCCAAAACGGAAACGCACUUGCACUGAAUAGCAUUUUUGGCCCUUUUUGUUGGCCCCCACACAGCACCAGCAAACAUGCUUCUCCUCUAAUGCUGUUUUCAACAUCCUUUGGCCAACCAAAGAUGAUUUUUUUUUUCACAAAAGGGCUCAGUCUAGUGUAAUGUUAAUAUUAUUAUUAUUAUAAUAGUAAGAAUCUAAAUAUCUAUGUUGCUGUCCUGUCUCAAGAUGCCUUUUCCUGCCGCCUUUUGGAUUUUUAAGUUAUUAAUUUGAACAUUUUAAUUGCCAUUCAGUAUCAGUUUAAUUUUCUGCUGAUCUUAGCCCAUGUUAAUCUCACCACUAUUUCCAUUACUGCACUUAAGGGAUUUCCAACAAUAAGGGAAAGACGCUCGAGAGCGGCAGGGCAUUCAGUGUUUUUUUUAAAACUGCUUUAAUGAAGGAUGAGUGUUUGAGCACACUAAAGAGUCUUCGCUUUUUGUGUCUCAACAUCAGAAAGAGUUUGUAAGAUUAGACUCUGUUAAUUCAAAAACACCUGAUGAGAUGCUCUGUUAUAAAGAUUCAGUGCAGGAAUGCUCUCGUGUAUGGGUGUUGGUUUUGUCUCGCUCCUCUUCUUUCUUGUGGCAUUGACACAUUAGUGGGCUCCAUAAAAUGUGACUCAACUCAAACACGCACAACACACCCUGGAUUACACAAAUAUGUGUUUGUAUUGGUCACAGAACUUCCUCCUAGAUAAUGACUAAAGAAAUGCAGGAAAGCACUUAAACCCUCUAUUAUAUGUGUUUGUGUCACUAAAAUAAGAGAAAAUAGUUUUUAACAGCUUUAGAUUUAGUAAAUCAACUGCAUCUAUUUUAAAAUGAUUUUCGUUUUAAAUAUUUCCUUUUCAUUGCCAACCUAUUGUAUAAUAAACUAUUAUUAAGCAACAUUCUAGCAUUUCCCCCAUGGCAGGCGCCUAAUAUCUCAAUGCCUGAGAUGGUCUAUACAUAAUCUUCAAAUGACAGUUUUUAUCUAUGCACCAAUCUGAGGUAACUCAGGGUUUUUGUUACCUUUUUUGUACAGGUGUUUUUAAGCUAAUGCUAUUAACUGAUGGAUGUUUCAGUCUUUGUUCAUUCCGAGCCUUGUUCUCAGGGUUAGCUGUAACUGCACAGUUUACCGGUGUAUAUUUCUCGAGUGCCUUUGGGUGCAUUUUUUUUUUUCUAUGCUUGAGCCGAACGACCUGACUGGAUCUUCUGUUAAACACAUUCAUUGCAGCACAUUUAUAUGGAUGUAUUGUUGUUAAUGUUUAUUCUGUCUUCAGAUAUGGUACACCCUUUAAACUGAUGACCUGUUGUGUUUUAAGAAAUUAUUUCUACGUGCUUCUGGUCAUGGAGAUAUAAACGUAUUCGGUGGGAUUUAGAAAGGAAAACAGUGUUUAAGUAAUAUUUAUGGUCUUGGAUUAUGUAGGGCAUGAAAAGAUGGGUUUUCAAAGCUGAUAUUGUCGAAAUUAUAUUGUUAUGUUCAGAUAGUGAAGUAUGUUUGGUUGUGAUGAAAGUACAGGUUGCGAAUUCUGAAAUGAAGGCAAAUGAAUGUUAGAAUAUUUUGGUGGAAAGUGUAGUAAUGCUACAAAUACAAGUAGAUCAGUUUCAGAUUUAUUGGUGUUAUGUUUUGUUGAGUGGCUGCUAGAACUGGAAAUGUUAGUAUUGCAGAAUUCAGUCUUAAGGUCGAGCCCUUUGGUUAUUGUUCUCUGUGUGUAGAGGUGUGAAAAGCUCAUGUGUGUUUGCGUGCUCAGGGCCUUACGGUUUCCCAGAGAUGUCACCAGUCUGCAAUCAUAAUAGGGCUAUUGUCUCCUAAGACGAGAGGCUCUUGUCACGGUCGUGUGCUCACUGUAUGCGGUCAUCUUAAAGGAAAACUUGAAUCUAUUCCUUGCCUGGGAAACAGCCUCAAUCAUGUUUAAGGGCCAUGAGGUAUUUAAAGCUGGAAUUCAAAAGAGAAUAGACCAGGCUUUGGAGAGCAUUUCUGAACAGUCACUGUGGUAUUGCAGAAAGCUUGUGACUAACUUUGUAAGGACACUUAAGGGUUAUUAUACUUGAUUCUCAUACUAUCUUAGGCAGGUUUAGUGAAAAUUGAUAACAGAAGAUGCUUAAUUCAAUGAUGAAAACUGUAUUUUGAGUUUUAUAUGUACCAGAAUAAAUGUUGCUCAAAGGAUUUACAAAAAUUCUAAUAAAGCCAUUGACAGUCUGGAGAAUGUACCCUAAAUAUAGAUUUUGUAUGUUUGUUAAUUCUCCUAACAUUUUCAGUUUUGUUUUUAAAAUAAGAAAAUCCCUCAUGCAGCGCCAUUGAUUUAUUUGAAAUUUCCUAGCUCUGACAUGUCAGACUUGAAUAAAUUCUUAUAUUUCUGAAA
Molecule: messenger RNA, 4093 nt
Organism: Puntigrus tetrazona (Sumatra barb)
Lineage: Eukaryota; Metazoa; Chordata; Actinopteri; Cypriniformes; Cyprinidae
Gene: stk17b
Product: serine/threonine kinase 17b (apoptosis-inducing)
Exons: 7
Coding region: 655-1719 (354 amino acids)
Biological process (GO): intracellular signal transduction; positive regulation of apoptotic process; protein phosphorylation
Cellular component (GO): nucleus
Molecular function (GO): ATP binding; protein serine/threonine kinase activity
Source: RefSeq, a predicted model, not a curated record